Molecule: messenger RNA, 579 nt
Organism: Helianthus annuus (common sunflower)
Lineage: Eukaryota; Viridiplantae; Streptophyta; Magnoliopsida; Asterales; Asteraceae
Exons: 2
Coding region: 1-579 (192 amino acids)
Molecular function (GO): RNA-DNA hybrid ribonuclease activity; nucleic acid binding
Source: RefSeq, a predicted model, not a curated record
AUGGCCCAAUCUCUGGGAGCCACAAGAGUUGACGCGUAUGUUGACUCUUUACUGGUCAAUAAUCAAGUAAACGAAACUUACGAGGCCAAGGACGAAUCAAUGGCAAAGUAUUUGGCUAAAACAAAAGAGCUCAUAGCUUUCUUUGACAAUGUCACGCUUAAUCACGUCCACAGAGGAAAAAACCAAAUAGCAGACGCCUUGAGCAAACUUACUACUUCGGGUAUGGAAAGAGAAGUAAAGGUAGAAACAUUGAAAAUGCCUUCUACUGAACCCCGGGAAGUUUCCGCUAUCACGGCAGAAGAACCCUGUUGGUACACUCCAAUACUAAAGUUCCUCACAAAGGGUGAAUUACCUCCCGCCAGGGGCGAAGCCCUAAAGAUCCAAACCAAGGCAUUGCAAUAUGAAGUCAACAAUGGCGUCCUAUACAGGAAGUCAUACUUGGGACCACUACUACAGUGUGUAUCCAUAGUAGAGGCAAAAUAUCUAAUCCAAGAAAUACACUCGGGCAUAUGUGGCAUUCACGCAGGACCCCGGGCAGUUGUUGCCAAAAUCCACAUCGCCGGGUUUUAUCAUGAUUAG